AUGAAGCUGGCUCUGCUCCUGCCCUGGGCGUGCUGCUGCCUCUGCGGGUCGGCGCUGGCCACCGGCUUCCUCUACCCCUUCCCGGCCGCGGCCCUGCAGCAGCACGGCUAUCCUGACCCGGGCGCCGGCUCCCCCGGCAGCGGCUACGGGGGCCGCCGGCACUGGUGCCAUCACACGGUGACACGGACGGUGUCCUGCCAGGUGCAGAACGGCUCGGAGACGGUGGUGCAGCGCGUGUACCAGAGCUGCCGGUGGCCCGGGCCCUGCGCCAACCUCGUGAGGACUCUGAUCAGACCCACAUACAGAGUGUCCUACCGCACGGUGACGGCGCUGGAAUGGAGGUGCUGCCCUGGCUUUACUGGGAGCAACUGUGAUGAGGAAUGCAUGAACUGUACCCGGCUCAGCGACAUGAGCGAGCGGCUGACCACGCUGGAGGCCAAGGUUCUCCUUCUGGAAGCAGCGGAGCGGCCCUCGAGCCCAGACAAUGACCUGCCGACGCCCCAGAACACCCCACCGCCCUGGAACGAGGGUCUCCUCCCUGACGCCAUCCCGCUUGCCCACCCCGGGCCCCAGAGACGGCCCACAGGCCCGGCCGGGCCCCCUGGACAGACGGGACCACCAGGGCCUGCGGGUCCCCCAGGCUCCAAAGGUGACCGGGGUCAGGCAGGAGAAAAGGGCCCAGCGGGGCCUCCUGGCCUCUUGGGGCCGCCAGGGCCCCGUGGGCUUCCUGGAGAGAUGGGGCGCCCUGGACCCCCCGGCCCCCCUGGCCCAGCAGGCAGCCCGGGGCUCCCUCCAAACGGCCCCCAAGGCGUCCUCUACUCCCUGCAGCCACCGACAGACAAGGACAGUGGAGACGUGCAGCUGGCCUCCGCGGCCGUGGACACAGUGUUGGCAGGCGUCCCAGGGCCCCGGGGUCCCCCUGGCCCCCCAGGGCCCCCUGGACCACACGGCCCCCCUGGACCCCCGGGUGCGCCUGGAUCCCAGGGCCUGGCUGGAGAGCGGGGCGCCACGGGGCUGUCUGGGGAACCUGGCGGAAAGGCGGAAGAGGAGGAGAAAGCUGCCGCUGAGGGCGAGGGGGUGCAGCAGCUGCGGGAGGCCCUGAAGAUUUUGGCCGAGAGAGUGCUCAUCCUGGAACACAUGAUUGGGAUCCACGAUCCCCAAGCCACCCCUGAGGGGGGCUCUGGCCAGGACGCCGCCCUGAGAGCCAACCUCAAGAUGAAGCGCGGAGGCCCCCCACCUGAUGGCUCCCUGGCCGCCCUGCUCGGGCCUGACCCCGGGCAGAGGAGCGCUGGCCGGGCCAGUGGCGGGAAGUAA
This is a messenger RNA of Budorcas taxicolor (takin), 1314 nucleotides long. RefSeq names its product collagen type XXVI alpha 1 chain (gene COL26A1). Lineage: Eukaryota; Metazoa; Chordata; Mammalia; Artiodactyla; Bovidae. Gene Ontology annotation, molecular function: protein binding. The record is from RefSeq and is a predicted model, not a curated record. The transcript is spliced from 13 exons. Bases 1 to 1314 code for a protein of 437 amino acids.